AUGCCUGUCCCCAGGUCCGAAUACCUCAGCAGCACCUGGAAGGAUGGCAUCUUUGCUGGCCGAGUCGCCUUUGUGACUGGCGGCGCCGGCUCCAUCUGCUCCGCCCAGACCCGCGCGCUCGUCGCCCUCGGCGCCAACGCCGCCAUCAUCGGCCGCAACGUCGAAAAGACGGAGCGCGUCGCCGCCGACAUUGCCACGGCCCGCUCGGGCGCAAAGGUCAUUGGCAUCGGCGGCUGCGACGUUCGCGAUCCUCAAGCUCUCGUCGACGCAGCCAAGCGAUGCGCUGAUGAGCUCGGUGGCAUCGACUUUGUCAUCGCCGGCGCAGCAGGAAACUUUGUCGCCCCGAUCGCCGGCCUCUCCUCCAACGCCUUCCGCACCGUCAUGGAGAUCGACGUGAUGGGCACCUACAACACCGUCAAGGCCACGAUCCCGUACCUCGUCGAGUCCGCGAAGCGCAACCCGAACCCCUCCACCGACGGCCUGACCGGAGGCCGGAUAAUCGCCGUCUCCGCGGCGUUCCACUACACGGGCUCGCCCAUGCAGGCGCACGUCAUGGCCGCCAAGUCGAGCGUGGACAACAUCAUGGUCUCCGUGGCCCUCGAGUACGGGCCCUUUGGCGUGACGGCCAAUGUCGUCACACCCGGCGGCAUCGAGGGAACAGAGGGCAUGGAGAGGCUGGCCAGCAGCAAGAUCAGCUCCAAGGAAAUGGGCCGCGCGAUCCCCUCGGGGCGCAUGGGCACGGUCAGGGACAUUGCGGAUGCGACGGUGUACCUGUUCAGCGACGCGGGCAACUACGUCAAUGGCAAUAUCCUCGUCGUCGACGGCGCGGGCUGGCGGGCCAGCCACUCCGGGGUCGGGCUGGAUGUCGGCAUGAAGUAUCCGGAUUACCUCCUCGACGGCAAGUUCUCGCCGCACGUCAAGACUGGGCGCAAGGAGAAGCCGAAGCUAUAG
Microdochium trichocladiopsis is the source of this 951-nucleotide messenger RNA. RefSeq names its product sporulation protein SPS19. Lineage: Eukaryota; Fungi; Ascomycota; Sordariomycetes; Xylariales; Microdochiaceae. The transcript has 4 exons. Gene Ontology annotation, molecular function: 2,4-dienoyl-CoA reductase (NADPH) activity. The record is from RefSeq and is a predicted model, not a curated record. Gene Ontology annotation, biological process: fatty acid catabolic process. The coding region runs from base 1 to 951 and encodes 316 amino acids.